Betta splendens (Siamese fighting fish) is the source of this 2825-nucleotide messenger RNA. RefSeq names its product keratin 98 (gene krt98). The record is from RefSeq and is a predicted model, not a curated record. The transcript has 8 exons. Gene Ontology annotation, molecular function: structural molecule activity. Lineage: Eukaryota; Metazoa; Chordata; Actinopteri; Anabantiformes; Osphronemidae. The coding region runs from base 1596 to 2786 and encodes 396 amino acids.
UUGGUCCUGUGCUGCACCUUUUUUCGAUUUGAAUGCAUUUUUUCUCUUAAGCUUGCGUCUGAAUACACUUACACAAUAUAACUGUAAUUAUUUAUAACCCAAAAACUAUGCGUAAGAACGGGACGUUCAUGAAUGAGUCCAUUUCUAUCCUUGACCUGCUUUCAUUUUGAGUUAAUGUUAAAUUAUUGAUCUGUUGAAUGAUACGUUAUUUCAUUCAUCAGCUUACAGCUGAUUAGAUGUAUUACAAAUAAUUAUUCUGGCGUGUAGUGAGUUUUGAAUGUUUUCUAUCUUAAAGGAAGCAUGUAGUGAAAAUGAAAGAGUUGCUGCUGAACAAGCUCCUCAGGUUGCUGCAUCACUGCAGGGCUGUUGGGACCUCCAGGCUCAGAGCAAAGGAAAGUUGUAAAGUUAAAUACAUUCCCUAGACAUGGUGUACGUCAUGUUAUGCACAUGAAGCCAGACGUAGCCUUGAGUGUGAGCUGUCUCAUGGGCACACUGAGCUAUUACAGUGAGUACGACAGGUAAAAUCAUUUUAGGCUCAAUGUCACUACACUGCUGCAGGAGGUUUACUGGACUCAGGCUAAAGUUUCAAUAAAGAUUAGGUUAAUGUUGUUUUAUUAGAUUAAUAUAUAGUUAAACUAAACUACAAUACGAGCAAUUCAAAGGAUUAGUUUGACUCAACGGUUUAGUCUCAUCACAGACGGGUGUUUUCAUUAUAUUAUUAUAUUUUAAACAAUAAACAAUAAUUUCAACUGUGUGAUUGACUGUUUUUACAUCUGUUCUCGGUAAACAUAGUUCAAUCAUUUCUACAGAAAAUAAUAAUAAUCCAAUAGUCGGUUUUUGUUUUAUAAACCAUAAAACUCAGUGAUUCUAAAAAAAAACUUGUCUCAUUCUGUUAUUUCUGUCAUUUUCUAAUCAAACAGUAUGUUUAAAAUUAAGCUAGUGACGUCUUUCAGUUGCAGCGCAGCAAUCAGUCAAGACCUCGCCCUGUUCACCAGCCCACUGACGUUCUUGUUUUUAAGGUUUACCUGAAAUUAUAUGAAUCAGUCCAAACUCAUUUGUUGCAAUUUUUUCUAGUUGAUCCUGAACAUAAGUAGAUGUUUACCUGUUUUGUUUUUUUUGGGGGGGGGGGUACAAGAGUGAAACAAUGAUUUCUAGUGCUUCAAUAGUUGAUCUUGCGUAACAAAAGCAUGGGUGGCUGCCUCAUUAAGGCCCCUUCAGCACCAGGUGUCACCAGGGUGAGAAUAUCGCCCCUAUGUGCCACUUCUGCCACGGCUGUGCGCAGUUUCAUCUGUAGGUACAGGUCCUUUCAAAUUAUAUGUGAUUGUGUCUCUUAUUCCGCGUAGAAGCAGCCGCGCAGCCAAGUUCAAGAGUGUGAGAAAAUGUGGAGUCACGCGUUUGACCUGCAGGUGACGCGCUCAUCAACACAGCAGUGUUGAUGCACAGAUUGCGUAGGUUAGCCUGUUAGCCGCAUUCCUCCCUCACACCCGCCCCCCUCUAUAAGCUGUGUGUCCAGCUAUAUAACCCAGGAGGCCACAGUGAUGCCUCCAACUGCACAUCGUCUCUGACAAGCCUCGCUCCACAUCCGAACCGGCAGCAUGUCCUUCAGCAGCAGAUCCUACGGUCAGAGGACCGCGAGCGUGUGCGGUGGAGCCGGGGGUCGCGGCACCCGCGUCUCUACGUCCUAUGCGAGCGCCCCCCCGGCCUCCGGAGGCUUCAGCCUGGCCGACGGCUGGGACCUCAACGUCGGGGCCAACGAGAAGGUCACCAUGCAGAACCUGAACGACCGCCUGGCCUCAUACCUGGAGAAGGUGCGCAGCCUGGAGGAGGAGAACGAGCGCCUGGAGAGGCAGAUCAGGGAGUGGUACCAGAGCAGGACCGUCAUCUCCCACGACUACACCAGCUACCUGGCCACCAUUGAUGACCUGAAGGACAAGAUCUGUGUUGCCUCCAUGUUAAAUGCCAAGACUGUCCUGGACAUUGACAAUGCAAAACUGGCUGCUGAUGACUUCAAGCUGAAGUAUGAGAACGAGCUGGCCAUGAGAAUGUCCGUGGAGGCCGACAUCGCGGGGCUGAAGAGGAUGCUGGACGACAUGAACCUGGCCAGGAUGGACCUGGAGAGCCAGUACGAGAGCCUGAAAGACGAGCUGAUCGCCCUCAAGAGGAACCACGAGGAGGAGGUGGCUCUGCUCAGGAGUCAGAUGGACGGCCAGGUCAACGUGUCGGUCGAAGCGUCUCCGUCUCCAGACCUGAACCGGGUCAUGACAGAGAUCAGGGAGCACUACGAGGGCCUGAUCGCCAAAAAUCGCAAGGAACUGGAGCUGUGGUACCAGAACAAGAUUGCAGCAGUGGAGCAGGACGUAAUUACAAACACAGAGAGUCUGGCAACAUCCCGCUCAGAGAUAAAGGACCUGAGGAGCACUCUGCAGAGGCUGGAGAUUGAACUACAGUCCCAUCUGAGCAUGAAAGCAUCUCUGGAGGGCACGCUAGCAGAGACCCAGGCACGCUACGCAGCACAGCUAGCAGGCUUACAGGCCACGGUCACGAACCUGGAGACGCAGCUGUCCCAGAUACACGCUAACCUCGCCAGCAACAAGCAGGAGUACGACAUGCUGCUGGACCUCAAGACACGCCUGGAGCUGGAGAUCGCAGAGUACAGGAGGCUGCUGGAUGCGGAGGAUGACAGCUCAAAACAAGUGGUCACGAAGGUUAUCACCGUGGUGGAGACAGUUGUGGAUGGAAAAGUGGUGCAGAGCAGCAAAACUGUUGGUGCGGAUAAGAUUGAGUGAAAACCUGGAAGGCUGUGAUUGGUCAAUAAAGACGAUGCA